AUGCCUUCACAACCAACCACCACCAUGGCUCCCUCAACAAUCUCCUCUCUCUUUCAUCCAAUCCCCCUUUUCUCACUCGCCGCCCUCCUCCGCCUCAUCCUCCUCUUCUACGGCAUCUGGCAAGACGCCCACUCUGCCGUCAAAUACACCGACAUCGACUACCUCGUCUUCACCGACGCCGCCCGCUAUGUAUCUCAAGGCCUCAGCCCCUAUCAUAGGGAAACAUACCGCUACACGCCCCUGCUGGCCUGGAUGCUCGUCCCUACGGCCACGCCCCAGCUCUUUUCGUUUGGAAAGGUCGUCUUUGCACUCGCGGACCUGCUCGCCGGAUGGCUGAUUGUCAGAGUGCUAACGAAGCAGCGCGGCAUGAGCGUCGAGAGGGCCGGCGCGUUUGCUGCCAUUUGGCUGUGGAAUCCGAUGGUGGCGACAAUCAGCACGAGGGGCAGCUCGGAAGGGUUGCUGGGCGUCUUGACAAUGGCCCUGCUGUGGGCUGUUGAGGGGAAGAGAAUCGGGCUGGCCGGGUUUAUCUUGGGGUUGAGCGUGCACUUCAAGAUUUACCCCUUUAUCUAUGCGCCGGCCAUUAUCUGGUGGAUGGACGAUGAGCAUCUAGGCAAGGGCAAGGAGGCUGCUAAAUCUUCGGCUUCAUUCACAGACUCCAUUGUUCGGUUCCUCUCUCCUCAGAGGAUCCGGCUUACUCUCAUCAGCUUACUGACCUUUAUGGGGCUCAACGUCCUCAUGUACUACAUCUAUGGAACCCCUUUCCUUGUCCAUUCCUACUUCCAUCACGUCACCCGCAUCGACCACCGCCACAACUUCUCGCCCUACAACAUCUUCCUCUACCUCGCAUCCGCCGACCCAUCUUCCAGCUCGCUCCACGCAUUUAUCCCUCAACUGCUCCUCUCAUGCUUCCUAAUCCCCUUUGUCCUUGCCAAAAAGGACCUCGCCACGUCCAUGAUGGCCCAGACCUUUGCCUUUGUCACUUUCAACAAGGUCUGCACCUCACAGUACUUCCUUUGGUACAUGAUCUUCUUGCCUCUCUAUCUGCCUGGAUCCUCCAUGCUUCGCGUUCCCAGCCGGGGCAUUGCGGCUCUGCUCCUUUGGGUUCUAGGCCAAGCCGCUUGGCUGCAGCAAGGCUACGAACUCGAAUUUCUUGGCGUCAGCACCUUCUUUCCGGGGAUGUGGCUUGCUUCAUUGGGGUUUUUCCUCAUCAACUGUUGGAUACUAGGGAUUAUCAUCAGCGACGGUGCGGAAGUCAGCCUCCAAAAAGUGCGUAGUGCGUAA
This is a messenger RNA of Trichoderma gamsii, 1281 nucleotides long. RefSeq names its product GPI mannosyltransferase. Bases 1 to 1281 code for a protein of 426 amino acids. Gene Ontology annotation, cellular component: membrane; glycosylphosphatidylinositol-mannosyltransferase I complex. The record is from RefSeq and is a predicted model, not a curated record. Lineage: Eukaryota; Fungi; Ascomycota; Sordariomycetes; Hypocreales; Hypocreaceae. The transcript has 3 exons. Gene Ontology annotation, biological process: GPI anchor biosynthetic process. Gene Ontology annotation, molecular function: GPI mannosyltransferase activity; alpha-1,4-mannosyltransferase activity.